Cyprinodon tularosa is the source of this 2296-nucleotide messenger RNA. RefSeq names its product F-box and leucine-rich repeat protein 22 (gene fbxl22). Gene Ontology annotation, biological process: SCF-dependent proteasomal ubiquitin-dependent protein catabolic process. Gene Ontology annotation, molecular function: protein binding. NCBI's taxonomy places the organism in Eukaryota, Metazoa, Chordata, Actinopteri, Cyprinodontiformes, Cyprinodontidae. Bases 126 to 812 code for a protein of 228 amino acids. Gene Ontology annotation, cellular component: SCF ubiquitin ligase complex. The record is from RefSeq and is a predicted model, not a curated record. The transcript is spliced from 2 exons.
CGCCUGAGGGGGCAUCAUGUAUCUAGGCCACACAAAGCAGGCUGUGGGUUCAUUGUUGCGCCUACCAGCAGGUCUGUCUCUGCCCCAGGGACGAGGCCUCUCCACACAUCUCCUGACUGUUCACCAUGCAUCUUACCCAGCUCAACCGUGAGUGUCUCCUCCACCUUUUCUCCUUCCUGGACAAGGACAGCCGCAGAAGUUUGUCUCUUACCUGUCGUCAGCUCCGGGAGGUCUACCUUGACCCCUGUCUGUGGAACCUACUCCACUUUAGCUCCCCUUGUCAGCUCAGAUGGGACAACUAUGUGCUUGGACCCUCAUUGCGUUACUUAACUAUAUGCUGGUAUUCCAGCAGAGUCCAACUUGUGUGCAACAUUGAGGACUGGUUAAAGAGUUCAUUCCAGAAGGAUAUCUGCAGCAAACAUGAGAGCCUGGUCAGCACUUUCCUGGCCCAUGUGUGCCACAUGUGUCCAAACCUUCUUGCCCUGACACUGUCCGGCUGUGCGCACAUCACCGACCAGGACGUGGUCUCAGUGCUGCAGUGCUGCAAGAAGCUGCGCAUCCUCCGCCUGGAAAACUGCGUCCGCAUCACAGACCGCAGCCUGCAGGCUGUGGCAGAGCAUGGGGACAGCCUGGAGGAGGUAAGAGUGGAUUUCUGCAGAAACAUCACUCAGGCGGGACUGCAGAGCUGUAAGGAGAUGAGACCAGGCAUCCAGCUGAGUGCGGAGAGGAGUGCUGAUAUGAUUCCUGAUAGCAAGCCUGAGGAGAAGGAGCCGCUGCAAAAAGCUUUACAGAAAUUCCUCCUGUACUCCUGAAGAAUGCUCUGACACCUUUAUAUGAGGACUUUGCAGUGAUGAAUUUUCCCCUUUUUUGUAUUUUUUUGUAAAUUAUUCUUUCCUUUUCUUUUUUUUUUUUUAGAAUUUUAUACAUCUUUAUUAUUCAUAUUUGUAUCUUAUAAGGUUUUCUUAUUACAAAGACACAUAAACUCCUGUCAGAGUCUUACCCUGACUUCACAUUCCCUCUAAUUCUCAAGCUGAUCCUGGAAUACUGUAAAUAUGCUUUUAAACCUGUUUAAAUAUACUAGAGGGAUGAUAACAUGGACAUUAAAUAGAGAAGAUUUAUUCUGCUCCUACACAAAAGCUAAAAACUCAUGAGAGCCUCUUCCUUUUAGUGACAAACAGAUUUUCUUAUCUUUGCUCGGUGUGUACGAAGAAAAUGAAAACUCCCCUUUUUACAAGAAAGCAUGUGUGAGGUAAUUUCUAAGCAAUAUAUUUCUUGGUAGCAGUGACUUCCUGAAAGCCUCUUAUAUCUGUUUAUGUCAAAGGUCUGUUUACUGAAAGCAUUGGAUCAUGAAAUAGAAUAUACACUCAGGGGCGACUUUAUUAGGUAUGUCGUACCAGGUAGAACCAAACUUCGCCUUAAGGACUGAUUUAACUCUUUGUGAUGCACAGUAGGUUAAAAACAAGUAUGAGACACAUGGAUCCUUUUUGGAUGAUUCACACAAAAGGUCAAAAAUUUCCCUAAUUAAGACUAUUAAUGUUUUAUGAAAAAGAAAUGUGAAUGACACUGGGAACAAUUAUACAAACUGUGAAGAUAAAGAUGAGCAGAAAACUGCUGAAAUCUGCCAGCAUUCAGAAAGUGUUGUUGCUUUGUCUAAAUCAAUACCAGUGGCUUUAAUAUUAACUAGUGGCCAUUGAAAAGGUUCCUCUUUUCCAAAGUGCUGCACAUAAUAUUUACCUAUAAUUUAUGUAACAAUGUUAUUUUAUUUUUAUUUUUUUGCAUGUAUUAUGCGCUUGGUUGUUGCUUGCCGAUUAUUUUUUAUGUCAAUAGAAACAUGAGAGAUAUUUCAGCUCAAUUACUCAUUUCAUGCAUGAAAUACUUAUUUUUAUCUGCAAUGACUCCUGUAAAGUGCUAGAAAGCAAGAACACUUCCUCAUGAAUUUUGGUCCAUAUUGGAGUAAAGUUAUAAUGCAGUUGUUGCAGAUUUGUCUGCUGCAUGUGUGCAUACCUGUCUGUCUGUCUGUCUGUCGAUUGGUCUGAGAUAUACUGAUCCAAAAUAAAAUUAUGUCUAUUACACACUAAUAGCCUAAAUACAAUUUCCCAAACCGAUUUCUGUUCGAUGAGUGGCUGCUCAGAGGUCAGACAAUAAAAACCUAUUAGCAAUGAUUUUAAAACGCCCUUAGCUGAGGACUUUCCAGAAUAGACAGCUGGAGGCAAAUCUAUCUGCUUGUACACAGCUCGAAAAAAAAAAAAAAAAAAAUUAAGGAUUUAGAAAGGUUGAGUUUAAAGAUGAUUUUAAA